Messenger RNA from Pongo pygmaeus (Bornean orangutan), 2595 nucleotides. RefSeq names its product DnaJ heat shock protein family (Hsp40) member B8 (gene DNAJB8). NCBI's taxonomy places the organism in Eukaryota, Metazoa, Chordata, Mammalia, Primates, Hominidae. Gene Ontology annotation, molecular function: Hsp70 protein binding. The transcript is spliced from 2 exons. Bases 1782 to 2480 code for a protein of 232 amino acids. The record is from RefSeq and is a predicted model, not a curated record.
AUACUGGCCUUGAUCAUGGGAUGCAGCGAGAUUGUCACACAUCAUUGCCCAACAGAAGCUUUCAGAGGCAGCCCAGGUUCCUGCUGGCUCUGAGUGGCACCGUCAUGACAGAGGGGUGUGCGGGUCAGAGUUUCUCCUCCAGCCUGGGACCCACAGUGAGAAGCUACGGGAGGCGGGGUCCUGGCAGCUGCCUGUAGGCACCAGCGAGUGAAGUAGGGGGAACUAGAUGUUUGUCGUGAGCCACUGAGAGGUGGAAGCUGUCACUGUGGUACAGCCGAACAAGAUAAAACCUCUGCUACCUCCAACACCUUCACCUUCAUCAUCACCAUUACUGUCACCACUGCCAACCACACCAAUGGCUCACUAGGAGCCAUUCCCAUCCCCUCCUCAUCAUACCUGCACCAUCACUGCCAACCACAACACAGGCUCACUAUUACCAUCUCCUCUGGCAUGACCAUCACCACCACCACUACCAUCAUCAAUUACUCUCAAGCACAAGCCUUGCUGCUGUCACAACCAUCAUGAUCAACUCCACCAUCACCCAUAAUUACUCUCCCCCUCACCCCCACCAUGACCAUUACCUCCACAUCAACACUACUCCCAUGGUCACCUCUACUAUUUAAUGACAUCUUAUCCAUCUCCAUGGACACCCACCGUGCCUCUCCCCACCGGCACCACAGUCAACAGCAGUGCCUCUCCCACUGCCACCACCAUCAUGGAGAACUGUGCAGGGCAACAUCUUUCUCCCGCCCCAGGGACAAGCCUGCAAGGGACAGCAGGUGCUAAAUGCUAACAGAGACAUAGUGACAAAAAUCCAGCCACAGAGAUAAAGAAUCAGGUUCAUCUGUAGCUAUAUCCAGUGGAGAAGUUCUGCUCUUCAACUCCUCUGCUAAGCCACAUGUGUCAGCAGGUGUAGAAUUGAGUGGAACACUUCUUUGGAUUUGCUGUCUGCUGCAGCCUUGGCCCUGGUUUCACACCCCCUCCCUCACUGACUUGCUGUGUGACCUUGAGCACUGCGUGUCUCUGAGCCUGGUUCAUCCAAGUGUUUACCGAUGGCCCUCGUGUGCCAGCCACUGUCGUAGACAGGGACAGACUUUCCUGCCUUUGUGGAGCUUACCACGGAAGACCUGGCCAGAUAAUGGGCACAAAAAAAGCAGGCUCUUUUCCCCACCCCAGCCUGCCUGAACCCCACCUUGGCCUCCUCUUGCCUCAGCCACUGCCCAGCCAUCGGCCGAGUGGACAUACCCAGGAGGCCCUUGCCCACCUCCCCCACCACGGCCACAGACCUUUGUCACCCACCAAGGCUGGAAUCCCAUGGCUGAUCCUGCCUCUGCCUUUUGGCUCCCGGGACUCAGCCCACACCACCUGGGUCACAGAGCAUCCCAUUCCCAUGCACCAUUGCGGCCGCCUCACCGGCAGGGGCAGGCCCAUAUGCCCAGCUUUGCCUGGUGCAGAGCUGGGGGCGGGGGUAUGCCCCGCCCCGGGAGCUGAUGUCAUAAAAGGAGCUCUGGAGGGCAGCCCACCCUGGCCUGGCCCCACAGCGGCAGUGUCCCUCCCCUCCCCCCACUCCUCUCAGUGGGGGCUCCUCCAGUCCCUGAGAACUGGUACUAUGAAAAGGUGAACUCCUGGGCAGAAUCUUGCCUGGAGCUUGCGGAGUCCAGCCAGGCCCCUGCUGAAGGGCCCCAGACCACCAGCCACUUCUCCCCUGUCCAUCUGACCAGCUGGGCCCCUGCGCCCACCUGGCCUCCACAUCCCCUCUCCUCUUACCCACACCCCUGGCCAUGGCUAACUACUACGAAGUGCUGGGUGUGAAGGCCAGCGCUUCCCCGGAGGACAUCAAGAAAGCCUACCGCAAGCUGGCCCUUCGUUGGCACCCCGACAAGAACCCUGACAAUAAGGAGGAGGCGGAGAAGAAGUUCAAGCAGGUGUCUGAGGCCUACGAGGUCCUGUCUGACUCCAAGAAGCGCUCCCUGUAUGACCACACCAGCUGUGACAGCUGGCGGGCUGGUGGAGGGGCCAGCAUGCCCUACCACAGCCCCUUCGACACCGGCUACACCUUCCGUAACCCUGAGGACAUCUUCCGGGAGUUUUUCGGUGGCCUGGAUCCCUUCUCCUUUGAGUUCUGGGACAGCCCAUUCAAUAGUGACCGUGGGGGCCGGGGCCAUGGCCUGAGGGGGGCCUUCUCGGUGGGCUUUGGAGAAUUUCCGGCCUUCAUGGAGGCCUUCUCAUCCUUCAACAUGCUGGGCCGCAGCAGGGGCAGCCACACCACCUUCUCAUCCACCUCCUUCGGGGGAUCCAGCUCUGGCAGCUCGGGGUUCAAGUCGGUGAUGUCAUCCACCGAGAUGACCAAUGGCCACAAGAUCACCACCAAGCGCAUCGUGGAGAACGGGCAGGAGCGCGUGGAGGUGGAGGAGGACGGGCAGCUCAAGUCGGUGACUGUGAACGGCAAGGAGCAGCUCAAAUGGAUGGACAGCAAGUAGGCGCCGGCCACCCGGCCCUGCCUUCCCACAGCCAGCACCGUGCACAGGGCAGCAAACACAUGGGGCCACAGACACAGCCCGAUGGUUAAUAAAUGUGCCAAGUGAGUUCAUGGAA